CGGCCCUCUUACUUCACCAGCGCUCGAGGGAGGAAGCGGCGAACUGAGCUGAGCGCGCGGCGCACUUCGUGUCGCAUGAAAUGCAUAGCUCCGGGGGAGGGCGAGCCAGCGCGCGCGUUAUCGGAGCGCAUGAGCGAGUGGGAUGAAGGAGGCUGGAGAUCAACGGGCUCACUCUCGCGCUUGGCUUUGAUAGAAGACUCUUCGCCUGAAGAAAGAAAGGAAAGGAAACACCGACAGAUCCCCUUCAGUCAUGGGGAGGAAAGGAGCAGCGCGGGGCGACGAGGAGUUCAGCUUCGUCAGCCCGGUCGUGAAGUACAUGCUCUUCUGCUUUAACAUGAUCUUCUGGAUGAUCUCGCUGUUGCUGAUAUCCAUCGGUGUGUACGCCAGGGUAACUAAACAUGAGACAGCUUUGGCCUGUUUGACGGUGGACCCCUCCAUCUUGCUGAUGAUUGUUGGAGUUCUCAUGUUCUUCAUCACUUUCUGUGGCUGCGUGGGCUCUCUCAGAGAAAACAUCUGUCUUCUGCAGACGUUCUGCAUCUGCUUGACGAUCAUAUUUCUGCUGCAGCUGGCUGCUGGAAUUUUGGGCUUUGUCUUCUCAGACAAGGUUCGCCAUAAAGUGACAGAAAUGAUUAACAAUGCAAUCGUGCAUUACAGAGAUGACCUGGACCUGCAAAACCUCAUUGACUAUGGACAAAAAGAGUUUGCCUGCUGUGGUGGCUUGUCUUACAUGGACUGGUCAAAGAACAUAUAUUUUAACUGCACUGACGACAACCCGAGCAGAGAGCGCUGUUCUGUGCCCUUCUCCUGCUGUCUGAUCUCUAAAGACGAGAGAGUUAUAAACACCAUGUGUGGGCACAUGAUGCAGGACUUAGAUCACAAUAAAGCCAGUGCCUUCAUCAACACCAACGGCUGCAUUGACAAGCUAGUCAACUGGAUCCACAGCAACCUGUUUCUGCUGGGGGGUAUAGCACUGGGCCUGGCCAUCCCUCAGCUGGUGGGGAUUCUGCUCUCCCAGGUCCUAAUUAACCAGAUCCAGGAUCAGAUUAAACUCCAGGAUUACAACGUGCAGCACCGCUCAGACCCGUGGAGCUGAGCCUGCAGAACCACUGAAGACUUCUGGAGCAAAGCACAGCUACAUCUAUAGACACAGAGCUGGUACCUCAUCAACCUCAACCCACUGUGCUGUCAGCUUCAGAUAAAUACAUACACUAUAUUGCCAAACGUAUUCGCUCGUCUGCCUUCACACACAUAUGAACUUGAGUGACAUCCCAUUCUUAAUUCAUAGGGUUUAAUAUGAUGUUGGCUCAC
Messenger RNA from Pygocentrus nattereri (red-bellied piranha), 1308 nucleotides. RefSeq names its product tetraspanin 33a (gene tspan33a). Gene Ontology annotation, cellular component: membrane. Bases 251 to 1093 code for a protein of 280 amino acids. The record is from RefSeq and is a predicted model, not a curated record. The transcript is spliced from 8 exons. NCBI's taxonomy places the organism in Eukaryota, Metazoa, Chordata, Actinopteri, Characiformes, Serrasalmidae.